AUGAGCUAACUGAUAUUGAAUUUAUUAUACAGUAAGCAGAUAUCUUGAGGGCUAUAAGGUGGGAUUGGAACCCAUUAGGGGUCAGAGAAUGUGGCCCGAGGUAGAAGAAACCAUUGUCAAGCCUCCAGUGAUAAGAAGAAUGCCCGGUAGACCCAAGAAAAAGAGAAGAAGAGCACCUGAGGAAAAAGAUCCUAAAUGUCCUCAAAAAAAAAAAAGAACUGGAGUGCAGAUGACUUGCCAAAACUGUCACCAACAAGGGCACAACAGCAGGAGUUGCAAGAACGAUCCAGUUGAAAAAAUACCGAAGGAAAAGGGUAAAAGGGGAAGGCCUGCAAAGAAAAUUCCACAACAAAAUAGCUUAGUAGGCUCGAGUCGAGGAACACGAAAAGAGCAUCCACAAAUGUCCAUCUCUGCCAAUGCUAAUGCUCGUCAAGUUGCUAAUGCUUGUCAAGUGAAGGAAAGGGCAUUAGCUAGGAAAGGAGUUGGAGUGAUUGGUUUUGAGGAGAGUGGAAACAUUUAUAUGAGGAUGUCUUCUCACAACAAGGUAAUACAUGUGAACAAGGAGAUUUCAAGCACAUCAAGUUCAAGGAUUAGACAAAGCAAUGUCAUGAAAGUUUGUUCACCACAAUAGAGUCAGAGCAAACCAACACAA
Salvia splendens (bonfire salvia) is the source of this 652-nucleotide messenger RNA. RefSeq lists its product as uncharacterized. Gene Ontology annotation, molecular function: nucleic acid binding; zinc ion binding. The coding region runs from base 89 to 631 and encodes 180 amino acids. The transcript is spliced from 3 exons. The record is from RefSeq and is a predicted model, not a curated record. Lineage: Eukaryota; Viridiplantae; Streptophyta; Magnoliopsida; Lamiales; Lamiaceae.